This is a messenger RNA of Capronia coronata CBS 617.96, 457 nucleotides long. RefSeq lists its product as uncharacterized. The transcript has 2 exons. The record is from RefSeq and is a predicted model, not a curated record. The coding region runs from base 28 to 348 and encodes 106 amino acids. Gene Ontology annotation, molecular function: D-amino-acid oxidase activity; FAD binding. Lineage: Eukaryota; Fungi; Ascomycota; Eurotiomycetes; Chaetothyriales; Herpotrichiellaceae.
AUCUGGUACGAGAAGCUUGUCGGCGGAAUGACCAAGAUCCCAGACGACAAAUUGCCCGCGGGCGCACAGUUUGGGUAUGAUUUAUCGACGUUUAUGGUCAAUGUGCAGGCUUACCUACUCUGGCUUCAAGUCCAAGUCUGGAAAGCAGGAAUUGACGUGCGUCGAGAAUACUAUGAUGACAUUCGGGAGUUGUUUGAGGACUUCCCAUCGACCAUGGCUAUUUUCAACUGCACAGGCUUGGGCUCGUACAGUCUCAAAGGCGUCGAGGACCACGCCGUAUAUCCGACAAGGGUUGGGAUGUCUCUCUCACUCCUGUCGGUCCCGGGCUGGCCAAGUCAUGCUGGUUGAAACACCAACGACGCCGAUCAAGCAAAUGUACUUCCAUUCGCCCAAAAUGGUGGCGAGCGAUACGACAUAUGUCUUUCCUCGGCACCCCGGUGGAGCUGUGAUCCUUGGU